AUGAGCUUAAAUUGGGAUCCCGCGAGAUGGAGACAAACAGAAUCAGUAACUAAAGAAUAUGUUGAUGGUCGAUUGGCUGUCAAGGUGGAUACAAGUAACGGUACUGCUUCAAACCUAACAUUAACCGGAACGACAUCCACUGUUACAAGCGUUGAUGUGAAGAUAAACGACAAGAUCAUUGAAUUAAAUCAAAACGAGGCAGGAGCUGGUUUGUCAGGAUUGACACAAUCAGGUUUAUUGAUUAACAGAGGCAGCGAAACGAAUGCAUACAUUGUUUUCGAUGAUGCUGACGAUGCUUUUAAAGUAGGAUUUGAAGGGGAUUUAAAGACUGUUGUAACUUCAACUGAUCUUAGUGAGAUAACUGAUGAUAUCACAGCUUUGGGAACUGAUGUUAGUGAUCUUCAGACAGCUGUUGCUGGUCUCUCUACAAGUGUGGCUGUAGAAUCAAUAUACGCGUCAGUUUCCGCUACUUUACCAGAGACAACGGUCACUGACUUGACCAUCACA
This is a messenger RNA of Capsaspora owczarzaki ATCC 30864, 507 nucleotides long. RefSeq lists its product as hypothetical. The transcript has a single exon. NCBI's taxonomy places the organism in Eukaryota, Filasterea, Ministeriida, Capsasporidae. The annotation marks the transcript as partial. The record is from RefSeq and is a predicted model, not a curated record.